CCUAAAUAAUACAUACCAGGAAGCGACAAUCACAAUCGCUUAUAGGUACGUUUUUACGUAGCAUGAGCAGUCAACAUUUUCAAACUCUCAAUAUCGGGAACGCAACCAAAACUAUCGAUCAUUACUGCGUCCCUCUACUAAAAACUCUCCAUUAGCUACAACUGAGGACAGAUUUUCAAAAAUCAGAAUGGAAGUGUUUCCACCGGAUGCUGCUUGGGCAUCUGCGUACAGUCCACUGGGUGCGUCAACGCGUCUGCAAUGGCUCUUGUCUGGGCGGCCGGGUGGUAAAUCUGAAGAGGUGGAUCCAGCUUCGACAUCAAGAACGGCACAACCUGUAGUAGAAGACAGAAGCGAGCGGACCGCAGUCGCGCGGUUACUGCUACGUGUCUUGGUAAAUGGGACUAGGGAUUUGCGAGCUUAUACGACCAUUUCCACCGAGUUUCCAGAACUUGUAACCGCAGAGUCAGAAAAUUGGGCUGCCUCAGCUAAGGAGCAGAGUACGACUAGAACUGGAACGGACGCCGCACAGAACAAGGCAACAUCAACGGCAGAACAACUUGUUGAAUCUGGAGAGUAUAGUGAGGCUGCGCUUUUACUCGUAGGGAAAAGCAGCGCAACAAGCAGUACCAGCACGAAUACUUCCAAUUAUAGCGCGGCUAAUGGCGCACAUUUUGGCUAUUCGAUUCCAACCACAACGGUACCAUCUUCAAAAUUGCUUGCGCUUUUGCUCUGGUUAGGCCGUUAUGAAGACGUUGCUCGACAUCAAGCUUCGACUGCGAAUUCGUCAGUGGAUGUCUCCUGCGCUGUUGGCAUCGCGCACUUGGCUACAGUUAAGUGAGUCGACAAGAAAGUCCAUAACCCAUAUGAAGCAAUAUCAACCACACUCUGUAUUUCUAUUUGUGUUUCCGAAUUAUGAAAAGUAUUCUUUGAUUAAAUAUGAGGUACCUCAACACUCAGUGUUGUACCCUUUCUAACUGCAGCAGAUACAAGGAAGCGAAACAGAAUUUCGAGAAAGUGAAGCCAGAACAAUUGAAGUCCUGUCUUGAGAACGCAAGUGCGACGGCAGUUAAGGAUCAUGCUUAGAUUUUCACUGCUUCUUCUGCUUGAGUGAAAGAUCACUGAGAUUGUGAAGUUGAAUCCGGAUAGUUUUGUAGACUCCGCGCUAGAAUCGGCCUAAAUCCAAAGCUCCGUAGUGGUCAUAAGUACUCGCACAAAAAGUUACCGCAAUCUUCAUGGUCCAAACCAAGACUGCGACUGUGACGAGCCUCUAACACGCCCGAUGGAACGCGAGAAGCUGCAGCAUCGACGGGAGGUAGUUUGUUAUAGUAUAUUGUAAUGAAAAAUCUCUCUGGCUGUGGGCGUGGCUGCUGGUUCUUUUUUAACGAGGUUAUUUAUUGAAGAAAUAGGUUGUAGUUCUCGUCUUCGUGAUUCCUAAAUCGAUGAUCAUCCACUACUUUCAUCGUGCUAUGAAAUCCACACUAUUCCAGAUAUUGCUAGCCGAGGAGACAUUGCGCUGUAUCUCUUUUUGAGCUGCCUUGCUACUUCGCUCGAAAACAAUUUAAGGCAAGGAAGUCCAAUUUUUCACGCCGAGAAGAUUUCCACAACAAGCUAGAGAUGAAGAAUAGUAUGUUGGUAGAGAAGACCCGCAUUUAAUUGGGGCAUUUCUCUAGUGUACUAACUUGUAUUCAUCCACAUCCUCUCUCCACCUGCUGGUCCUAGAGUAUAAAAAACCGUUAAAGUAGAACAAGCAUACGAAAACCAAGCUCUAAAUCCUACCACAAUUGCUACGUCCUCAGCGGCAUUAGGCGACAUGUCAGCAGCGUGGGGAGCAGCAGUGGGACGCGAGCUGCCAGAGGUGAGUGCUUCUUUGAACUGCAAGAACACAGCAAGUAGUAGUGUUGAUGUAGAAAUGACCGAAGCCGAAGCGGACGCUUCAUCCAACAUGGAAGCUUUAGGGAGAUCUAGAUCUUCGACGCAGGUGGCUGAAAACGUAGCGAGUGUCCUAUGCUUAAGGGUAAGGGAAUAGCAUCUCCAAAGUCAUCUGGAAGCAAGAUGAAGGCAAGAAGAAAAAAGCACUCAGAUGAAUUCUGAGAUGCAUUUCCUACCCCUCUAAUAUACCGAAUCGGUAUGAGGGAUCCCCACAUAUCCGGAAUCCUUCCGUCCUUGCUCCAGUCUUUCCAGCGCAAGGAGUUGAUCCAUUUCGUGACGCCCUACUCGGUCGUACGACUAGCCACGCUGAAGCCUUUCGCAGUAUACCAAGACGUCGAGCUCGAGAAUAAUCUUCUAGGUGUUUCAAGACCACCGGCACGACAACAACAACAUGAUGAGAAGCAGGGAGACGGCACAGCAAAGAAGGGAAGUCAACAAUCUCAAGAUGCAAAGGAUGCAGAACUUGAGUUGCUGCGAGACUGGGCUACGCGACCCUUUGGUGAUGAAACUACCAAUGUCCUUGCUUCAUCAGAAAGCAAUUUACAAGAGCAGCUUGCUAGAGUUCUUCACUCGAUGGAAUGCAGUGGCCGCAUCGACGAAGAGGAGGGUGUUUUUAAGAGCAACUUACAUGGUGAAAGUGAGAGUGAGAUGAAUGUUGUACUUAUUAGAUAAAGCAAGUGACUAUUCAGUCACACACAUAUUGAGUACUUAUUUCUAUUUCUAUUUUUAUUGUACGUACUCGGAUAAGAACUCAGAUAGAAUUGUGUUUCGCAUGAUAUCCAUCUAAGAUCCAGUAGCACCUUUUCCGAACAGAAAAAUAAAAAUCGAGGCCCUUGGUCUAACACUGAUUUUAUUGUCCGCACUCCUAUUCGUAAUCCGCAUUCUCCUCUAAGAAUGUGCGUCGACUUGAGGGCGAACCUACUGACAACACUAAAAUCGCUCGCGUGCAUCGGGCUUUGCAUCAGCUGUCGAACCGUGCCGAAUUUCUGCUGCGCCAGGUACUACAAUUCUACUUGCAAAUCAGCUCCACCCAUUGCCGCUACACUCCAGGUGAAGAUGCCUCCUUAUUGACGAUGAAAUCACACACAUACACAACUUAACUUCUAAGAUAGAUCGUGAUAAGCUGCGUACCAAGAAGCCGUGGAGAUGCUACUUACUCACUCGUUCUCUUCAGAACUCAUAUUUACAUAUACAUAUCUAUUUAUUAGUAUUACACUUUCCUCAUUAUGACACUCAAGAUCUCAUGUUACACUGAAUUCUGACUCGCCAAAACUCAUUCUGACUCGCCAGGUAGAGAAUCCUGAAAAGGGUAGGAUGUUGACUGCAGAAACGUCGAGUCGGAAGCGGGCUGGUGGAGCAUCUUCAGCGGUCGAGACUGAGUCUCUCCUAGCAGCUGGCAAGUACGAAACGAUGGAGGAUGUAGUUUUCUGAAGACGAAGUAGAUCUAGAAGAUUUACUAUUGCUUGAAGGAAAAGUUGUGGUGGGAGAAACAAGCUUUAUGGUGCAAGCUCAGGAUUUGGGAAAAUAUGAAUAAAAUGAACAAGUUGUCAUGAUGACCUUUCUAUUUCAAGAAUGAUGCCAUUGUCAGCGUCUAUUGUUCAGAUGAAAAUAAGUUGUCAGUGGAGAAGGAGUGAUGGGUUUUUUAGGGUAGACUGACUCAGCAAGCAGUGUGGAGGAGGAGAAGCACUCAGCAAGCAAAAGUGAUGGGUCAGACGUAAAGAAAGCGAGUGCACGAAAGACAAUGGCG
Messenger RNA from Amoebophrya sp. A25, 3676 nucleotides. The record is from the annotation of a GenBank genome assembly. NCBI's taxonomy places the organism in Eukaryota, Dinophyceae, Syndiniales, Amoebophryaceae.